Molecule: messenger RNA, 1026 nt
Organism: Colletotrichum graminicola M1.001
Lineage: Eukaryota; Fungi; Ascomycota; Sordariomycetes; Glomerellales; Glomerellaceae
Product: alcohol dehydrogenase GroES-like domain-containing protein
Exons: 2
Coding region: 1-1026 (341 amino acids)
Molecular function (GO): zinc ion binding; oxidoreductase activity
Source: RefSeq, a predicted model, not a curated record
AUGGCAUCGCUUCCAAAGACGUACAAGGCCGCAGUGGUUGAGUCCAAGAGCGCGCCGCUGAAGAUCGUCGACCAAGAGCUGAAGCAACCUGGCCCCGGCCUCAUUCUCGUCAAGGUCUUGGCAUGCGGUGUGUGCCACUCGGACGUGGGCAUGCAAGAGGGCGGGUUUGGCGACAGCGUCUUCCCCCGAGUUCCAGGUCACGAGGUUGUCGGCGAUGUGGUGGCCGUUGGAGAGGGCGUAAGCAGGUUCUCUGGCGGAGAGCGAGUUGGAGGGGCCUGGCAUGGAGGACAUGAUGGGACGUGCCGGCAAUGCCAGAAAGGCUUUUUCCAGACAUGCGAUAACGGGACGGUCAACGGUGUGUUCCGCGACGGCGGGUAUGCGCAGUACGUGCUGCUCCGCUCCGAAGCCGCGGUGCGGGUACCCAAGGACGUUGACCCGGCCGAGACGGCGCCACUACUGUGUGCCGGAGUGACCGUCUUCAACAGCAUCCGCAAGAUGCAGAUUGAGCAGGGCAACUUGGUCGCUGUCCAGGGUCUCGGCGGCCUCGGUCAUCUCGCCGUGCAGUACGCCAGCCGCAUGGGCUACAAAACGGUCGUACUUAGCUCGGGUGCCUCGAAGAAGGACUUCGCGAUGAAGCUGGGCGCGCACGUGUAUAUCGACUCGAGCUCGUCGGACCCCAUCGAGGAGCUCAAGAAGCUCGGCGGCGCAUCGUUGAUCAUCGCGACGGCGCCCAACCCCAAAAUCAUCGCGCCGCUUACUGCAGGCCUGCACGCUGGCGGCAAGCUCUGCGUGCUCGCUCCGGUUGGAAAGCUCGAGGUCGACACCAUCGAUCUAAUCGUAGGAGGCAAGUCGGUCUGCGGCUGGCCCAGUGGACAUCAAUUUGACUCGGAGGAGGCGAUUGAUUUUGCGGUCACGCACGGCAUCAAGUGCAUGAUCGAGCGAUUUUCGCUCCAAGAUGCGAAGAAAGCAUCGGAGCACAUGUUGUCUGGCAAGGUCCGCUUCCGCAGCGUGUUGGUUAUGGAAUAG